Messenger RNA from Pichia membranifaciens NRRL Y-2026, 762 nucleotides. RefSeq lists its product as hypothetical. Gene Ontology annotation, biological process: inositol phosphoceramide metabolic process; sphingolipid biosynthetic process. The transcript has a single exon. Gene Ontology annotation, molecular function: inositol phosphoceramide synthase activity. Gene Ontology annotation, cellular component: inositol phosphoceramide synthase complex. Lineage: Eukaryota; Fungi; Ascomycota; Pichiomycetes; Pichiales; Pichiaceae. The record is from RefSeq and is a predicted model, not a curated record. Bases 1 to 762 code for a protein of 253 amino acids.
AUGGGCUAUGCCGCAGGCUUGGUCAGAAUAGACUCCUCCUUGGGCACCCACCUCGCCACAAACGGCUUCCACAAGUCCCCCAUCGUUUUCGGCGCACUCCCCUCUUUACACAGCGCCAUGGCAGUCCUGUCCUGCAUGUACAUCUCCUGGUUCACAACCUCCAAGUUCCUCGUCGUCCUCUCCUUCACAUUCGUCAUGGUCCAGUGGUGGGCAACCAUCUACUUGGACCACCACUGGAGACUAGACUUGUUUGCAGGAAUGUGCUACGCAACCUUGGCCUUCCUCACCUUCCGCUCAUUCAACCCACAGAGGUUCAACACUACCCAUAUCUACACUUCCACUGCCAUACCCACCCCCGCUGGUGCUAGCACCCACAGUAACACCCACCCCAGCUACACCAGCUACACCAGCGUCGAGAACAGAGAUUUGGAAUUGGAUUCCGAUGAAUUCGACCUUGACUGCGACUUGGAGCUGCAAUGCCUCAGCAAGGCCAUUCCCACUUCUCCAAAAAAACCUACCGACAACAUUAACGGUGAGGCGCCUGAUCACUAUCAGUGCCAACUCGAAGAUGAAGAGCACAAGCUGGACUACAGGUACUGCGAAUACGAAGACUCGAACAGCAGUAACAGCAGCAGCAGCAGCAGUGAAAUCUCAAGCGCGACCGCUUCCUCCAACGCCAGCGUGUCUCUACUUGUCCAGGAGGACAGACCAUUUGGACUACGACUCUUUGCAGGCACUCCUCUCGAGUUCUUGUUUGUCUGA